AAGCGGCGGAGCCGGGUUACCGAGCAAGACAAGGCCGUGUUGGUGAGAAAGGCGGCCGUUGGUAGCCGAUGUCGUGCAGGGCAUAGAGAGAUGGGUGGGAUUGGGGCCUGGGAGGCUUUUACGGCGGAUGGCUUCCAAGCAAUUGAAACAGCAGCGGGACAAAUUAAAGCAAUAUCAGAAAAGGAUAUCUCUGCAAUUGGAGCGAGAGAGAAGAGUUGCUCUGCAGCUACUGAAGGAUGGCAAGAAAGAAAAAGCCAAAUGGCUGCUGAAGAAAAAGCGGUAUCAAGAACAGCUGCUGGACAAAACGGACAACCAAAUUAGCAACUUGGAGCACAUGGUCCAGGAUAUUGAGUUCACCCAAAUCGAGAUGAAAGUGCUUGAGGGCCUCAAAAUUGGCAAUGAAUGCUUAAAUAAGAUGCACCAGGUUAUGUCAAUAGAAGAAGUGGAAAGGAUCAUAGAUGAAACCCAAGACGCUAUAGAGUACCAGAGGCAAAUAGAUGAGAUGCUGGCUGGCAGCUUCACUGAAGAGGAUGAAGAUGCCAUUUUAGCAGAAUUAGAUGCCAUCACUCAAGAGCAGAUUGAUCUUCCAGAAGUUCCCUCAGAGCCCCUCCCAGAAAAGAUUCCAGAAACAUCGCCCAUCAGAGUCAAGCCAAAGCCGGAAUUGGUGGCAGCAUCUUAACUUCGCUUCCUGGGAGAUCCCUGCAGGGAAUCCUGGAAUCUCAGCAUGCCUGGGGUGUGAGAGAGGCCUCCAUGGUAUCCCACUGGCACUAGACAGCCAUGCUGGAGCGGGUUUCUUGCACAGAAUGGAAGCUGCAGCUGGUUAUUGUUCCUAUAUCAAGAUGAUUUUUUGUAGUGUGAUCUCUCCUCCUUUUUUGUAACUUAAACACUGGGUUAAGCAGUGACUCUCAAACCCUUGAAGCCAAAUGCUUUCUGCAGAGCAGAUUUCGGCUGCAGACCUGCCUCGGAUGCCAGCACAACCUUUUGCUAACUGUCUACGCCCCCCUGGUGCCCUUUUGAGCUGGUGGGCGCUGUGAACAGUUGCAAGGUUUCCUGCUGCACUACAGGAAGAACUGCUGGGGAUGUUCUCGGCUUUUCUCUUGACUCGUUUACAAUUCUCUGGCUUUUUUGGAG
Messenger RNA from Euleptes europaea (tarantolino), 1131 nucleotides. RefSeq names its product charged multivesicular body protein 6 (gene CHMP6). The record is from RefSeq and is a predicted model, not a curated record. The transcript is spliced from 8 exons. Gene Ontology annotation, biological process: late endosome to vacuole transport via multivesicular body sorting pathway; vesicle budding from membrane. Lineage: Eukaryota; Metazoa; Chordata; Lepidosauria; Squamata; Sphaerodactylidae. Bases 128 to 679 code for a protein of 183 amino acids. Gene Ontology annotation, cellular component: ESCRT III complex; multivesicular body.